AUGAGCCUCCCCUGGGCAGAGCGCGCCCGGGAGCCGCCCGCGCCGCCGGAGCCGCCGCCGCCGGGCCCGGAGCAGAGCGGGUGCGGCGGCUUCGCGCCGGGCUCGUGGCUCGGCGUGUGCUGCGGCGCCCGCCUGCCCGCCGCCGCCUCGCCGCGCUACCUGCUGCCCGGCGAGGACGAGGAGGCGGCGGCGGCCGAGGGCGGCGCGGCGCGGGGCGGCGGGAGCAGCCCCGGCGGGGCGCGGGGCGGCGGGCGGCCGCGGGGCGGCGGCGGCGGCCCCGGGCUGCGGGCGCAGGUGAGCGGCGUGCAGAAGCAGCGGCGGCUGGCGGCCAACGCGCGGGAGCGGCGGCGGAUGCACGGGCUGAACCACGCCUUCGACCAGCUGCGCAAUGUCAUCCCCUCCUUCAACAACGACAAGAAGCUCUCCAAGUACGAGACGCUGCAAAUGGCGCAGAUCUACAUCAGCGCCCUGGCCGAGCUGCUGCACGGCCCCGCCGCCCCUCCCGACGCCCCCGGCAAGGCCGAGCACCGCGGGGCCCCCUUCGAGCCGCCCUGCGCCGCCGCCGGGGCCGGAGCUCCGCCGGGGCCGCCGGCGCCGCCGCCGGGGCCGGCCAGAGCGUCGCCCCCCGGGCACGGCAGGACUCGCUUCCCCCCGCCGCCGGCCGCGGGGGGCUACUCGGUGCAGCUCGACCCGCUGCACUUCUCCUCCUUUGCGGAGGGCGCCCUGAUGGGACAGAGAGCCCCUUCCCCCGCCCUCCUCAUGCAGCAGCCCGGGCAGCCGCCGCAGGAGAGGAGCAAGACGUCGCCCCGGUCCCACAGGAGCGACGGGGAGUUCUCGCCCCGCUCCCACUACAGCGAUUCCGAUGAGGCCAGCUAA
Messenger RNA from Poecile atricapillus (Black-capped chickadee), 876 nucleotides. It is a transcript of the gene ATOH1, whose product is annotated as atonal bHLH transcription factor 1. NCBI's taxonomy places the organism in Eukaryota, Metazoa, Chordata, Aves, Passeriformes, Paridae. The record is from RefSeq and is a predicted model, not a curated record. The transcript has a single exon. Gene Ontology annotation, molecular function: protein dimerization activity. The coding region runs from base 1 to 876 and encodes 291 amino acids.